Physcomitrium patens is the source of this 5650-nucleotide messenger RNA. RefSeq lists its product as uncharacterized. Gene Ontology annotation, molecular function: protein kinase activity; ATP binding; receptor serine/threonine kinase binding. The record is from RefSeq and is a predicted model, not a curated record. NCBI's taxonomy places the organism in Eukaryota, Viridiplantae, Streptophyta, Bryopsida, Funariales, Funariaceae. Gene Ontology annotation, biological process: protein phosphorylation.
CGAAUAUCGCAUUGGCUCUUUUCGUACUGUAAGCUCUGCCAGUGCAUUUGAAUUAUGUCCGAACACAUAUUUAACGAAAUCGCGAGUUUACACUGCCGGAUGCGUGCACCGUAACCAUCUACAUACAUGCUGGGUACAAUACAGACAGAGAUGGAUAGACGACUGAUCCACACACAUCCCGAUUCGACUCGUAUUUCGGUGAAUUGAUUCAGGAAAUAACGAGUCAGAGAAAUGAAUCGGUGACUUGCUGCGAUUUAACUUCGAACCAGUCGGACGAUUCCAGUUUUAAGUUCCGUUUCGAGCGGUGGGGAACGACCCGGUGGCGGAGCAGGCGCUGCCGCAGUUAAGUCAGCAGACUUGUGUGAUGAAGCUAGACGUUAGUGUUGUCCCCGCGUACCUUUUGCAAUCCCAGCUCAUCGCUUCGAAGUUUUGGAUCAAUCGGAAGCUGAGUCGCGCCGAAACACUCUACCCUUUGGUUUCGGAUUGGUUCCGAUGUCGUGGAGUAGAGUAAGGAACGAUGGGUGGAGAGGUCCGGGAUCGGUUCCGUUGCCAUCUGACACGAGACCAUCAUCACUGCUCUCAGCUGCAACAGCCUGAGCCUGACCAGACAACUGGGAGCGAUGCUAGCUAAGGCUACCGUUGCUAGCUUGCCUGCUGAUUCUCUCAUCUCGCUGUUUGGUUGGUCUAUGUGACGUAAGGGGUGUGCGCGACGCUUGACUCCUGAAGCUGACUAUUGAUGUGUCCAGAGGUGAUUUGUAUGUCUGGUGCAUGGCUAAGUGGGUUCUCUCGUGGAAGUUUGCUGGACUUUUCGCCGAGCGUUGCGUCGUCGUUGGAACUUUGGCCGUUGCUGCUGGCCAAGGAAAAUUCUUACAGGGUGUCGGCGAAACGGAUUCGGUGGAUGUUUUGUGUGAAGCGAGGUGCGGAGUUUAUGGUACCGGCGGAGUACCAUGCAGUAGCUGCAGCUAGAUUUCUUGCCGUCCAUGUUAUUGCUAGUGCUGAUUUGGUUUUCGUGCCGUUUGGGGUAGCAGUCUAGGUCUGUGCUGGCGAGUGGUACUAUUAAGCAGCCGUGGACUUGUCAGGGUUGGGGAAGGAGAAACUUGUGUGAUGGGAGUAAAUCGACGGAGACACACACAGGGAAGAGGAGAGAUUCUGGAUAUGGAGGUUGCCUUGUAAUUGUUUGUUUACUUGUACUCCUUGGUUAGACGGCAAAAUCUAGGGCUUCAUCGGGUAGAUUACAUAGUCAAGAUGAAUCUGAAACUCGACCUGACUUGUCAGGAGCAGGCUCACGGGAAUUAUCACUGAUGUCACUUGCUACAUGCCGCUCUACAGCGCAAUUCCUUGGAGUCAAGACACUUACCCCUUGUUUGCCGCGCGGCGAAUCAUGCUCAAAAGCAAGCGUUCGGAAGUUGCCUUCCACAGGAUAUGGUGUAAUAUUUUUUCGCCUAGGUUGUGGAGAUCUACAAAGCUCGACCUUCCAUUCUUGCAGGCCGAAGCUUCAGAGAAAAGGAUUCGAAAGGACUGUGAGUUGCUUAGAACAGGAUCUUGAACCCAUUGCUAGAGUAUUGGCAUUGGUAAAGGAGCUCAAGGAUGGUAAGGAAGGGACGGUGGUGAUUCGGCAAUGGGAGGCGCCAGGGCGUUGGUGCUUCUCUCUUUGGUUUUCGGAUUGCUGGUGAGGUGUGUGGGCGGGCAAGAUGCGCAAUCAGAUAUCGCGGCGUUGCUGGCGAUUAAGGCGGCCUUGGUCGAUCCUCAGGGGAUCCUGACCAACUGGGUCACGGGGUUCGGAAAUGCCCCGUGCGAUUGGAAUGGAGUAGUUUGCGUUGCGGGUCGUGUCCAGGAGAUUCUAUUACAACAGUACAACCUGCAAGGCCCUCUCGCAGCCGAGGUUGGUAACUUGAGUGAGCUCCGCCGACUGAACAUGCACACUAACCGUUUGAACGGCAACAUUCCGGCGUCGCUCGGAAACUGCAGCCUCUUACACGCGGUGUACCUCUUUGAAAAUGAAUUUUCAGGCAACAUUCCUCGGGAAGUUUUCCUUGGUUGUCCGAGGUUGCAGGUAUUCAGUGCUUCGCAGAAUUUGAUCGUUGGGGGCAUACCAAGCGAGGUCGGAACCUUACAAGUUCUGCGAAGCCUGGACUUAACGAGCAACAAGAUUGUUGGGAGCAUCCCUGUCGAGCUUUCCCAGUGCGUGGCGCUUAAUGUUCUCGCUCUCGGCAAUAAUCUGCUCUCUGGGAGCAUCCCCAACGAACUCGGUCAGUUGGUGAACCUCGAGCGGCUCGACUUGAGCAGGAACCAAAUCGGAGGCGAGAUUCCUUUGGGGCUCGCAAAUUUAGGGAGGCUGAAUACUUUGGAGUUGACGCAUAACAACCUCACAGGCGGGGUACCCAACAUUUUUACCAGCCAAGUGAGUUUGCAAAUCUUGCGGCUCGGGGAGAAUCUGUUGAGCGGGCCUUUACCCGCAGAGAUAGUCAAUGCCGUAGCCUUAUUGGAGCUCAACGUCGCGGCGAACUCUCUUUCUGGAGUAUUGCCAGCUCCCCUAUUCAACCUCGCGGGUUUGCAGACUCUAAACAUCUCCCGCAAUCAUUUCACCGGUGGCAUUCCGGCUCUGAGCGGGCUGAGAAAUAUUCAAUCAAUGGAUUUAAGUUAUAAUGCCCUCGAUGGCGCCCUUCCGAGUAGCCUGACGCAGCUUGCGAGUUUGAGAGUGCUCUCUCUCUCUGGGAAUAAGCUCUCGGGGAGUCUUCCUACAGGACUUGGACUUCUCGUAAACUUGCAAUUCUUGGCUCUUGACAGAAACCUCCUGAAUGGGAGCAUUCCAACCGACUUUGCCUCACUCCAAGCCUUGACGACUCUGUCUCUAGCUACAAAUGAUCUCACAGGUCCUAUUCCAGACGCAAUCGCCGAAUGCACUCAGCUUCAAGUUCUGGACUUGAGAGAGAACAGUUUGUCCGGCCCCAUUCCAAUUUCUCUGAGCUCACUUCAGAAUUUACAAGUGUUGCAAUUAGGGGCAAACGAAUUGAGUGGCUCACUGCCGCCAGAGCUCGGCACCUGCAUGAACCUGCGAACCCUAAACCUCAGCGGGCAGAGCUUUACGGGAAGUAUACCAUCGUCGUACACAUACCUUCCCAAUUUACGGGAGCUUGACCUUGAUGAUAAUCGUCUGAACGGUAGCAUCCCCGCGGGUUUUGUGAAUCUUUCUGAGCUCACCGUCCUCUCACUAAGUGGCAACUCCUUGAGCGGUUCCAUCUCCUCCGAACUAGUAAGGAUUCCUAAACUGACGAGACUAGCACUCGCAAGAAACCGCUUUACGGGAGAGAUAUCUUCGGAUAUCGGCGUCGCUAAAAAGCUUGAGGUUUUAGACUUAAGCGACAUUGGUCUCUACGGUAACCUCCCUCCGUCUCUCGCGAAUUGCACCAAUCUGAGAAGCCUUGACCUCCACGUCAACAAAUUCACAGGAGCGAUACCAGUAGGGAUAGCGCUGCUGCCGAGGUUAGAAACUCUAAACCUUCAACGGAAUGCACUAUCUGGUGGGAUUCCUGCCGAGUUCGGCAAUUUGUCGAUGUUAGCGUCUUUCAACGUAUCCCGCAACAACCUCACUGGAACGAUUCCGACGUCGUUAGAGAGUCUCAAUACCUUAGUGCUGCUUGACGUCUCCUACAACGACCUGCACGGCGCUAUUCCAAGCGUCCUGGGCGCAAAAUUCAGCAAAGCGUCCUUCGAGGGAAAUCCAAACCUCUGUGGACCUCCUCUUCAAGACACUAAUGGCUACUGUGAUGGUAGCAAGCCCUCAAAUUCAUUAGCCGCGAGAUGGAGGAGGUUCUGGACGUGGAAAGCCAUUAUUGGUGCUUGUGUGGGCGGGGGUGUGCUUGCUCUAAUUCUUCUGGCAUUGCUUUGCUUCUGUAUUGCUCGAAUUACUAGAAAACGGCGCAGCAAAAUUGGCCGCUCGCCAGGAUCGCCCAUGGACAAGGUGAUCAUGUUCCGAUCUCCCAUUACUCUGUCAAACAUUCAAGAGGCGACUGGCCAGUUCGAUGAGGAUCACGUCCUCAGCCGUACUCGCCAUGGUAUCGUUUUCAAGGCCAUUCUUCAGGAUGGUACAGUGAUGUCAGUGCGUCGGCUCCCCGACGGCGCCGUGGAAGAUAGCCUCUUCAAAGCGGAGGCUGAGAUGCUCGGUAAGGUCAAGCACCGCAACCUAACAGUCCUGCGAGGCUACUACGUUCACGGAGACGUCCGUCUCCUGGUCUACGACUACAUGCCAAACGGCAACCUUGCAUCCUUGCUGCAAGAAGCUGCACAACAAGACGGUCACGUGCUGAACUGGCCCAUGCGGCAUCUCAUUGCGCUUGGCGUGUCACGGGGCCUCUCCUUCCUGCACACUCAAUGUGAUCCUCCCAUUGUGCACGGUGAUGUGAAACCGAACAAUGUCCAGUUCGAUGCCGACUUCGAAGCACAUUUAUCAGAUUUUGGCCUUGACAAGCUUUCCGUCACUCCCACUGACCCCUCCUCGUCCUCCACGCCGGUCGGCUCGCUUGGCUACGUUUCCCCUGAGGCCACCAUGUCCGGGCAACUCUCCUCCGCAGCCGAUGUGUAUAGCUUCGGAAUCGUGCUUCUGGAGCUUCUCACGGGACGCAGGCCUGUCAUGUUCGCUAACCAGGACGAGGACAUUGUCAAGUGGGUGAAGAGACAACUACAAAGCGGGCAAGUCUCGGAGCUUUUCGACCCCAGCCUCCUAGACUUGGAUCCCGAAUCCUCUGAGUGGGAGGAGUUUCUUCUCGCUGUGAAGGUGGCGCUCUUGUGCACGGCGCCCGAUCCCAUGGACAGGCCUUCCAUGACCGAGGUGGUCUUUAUGCUUGAAGGAUGCCGCGUUGGGACUGAAAUGCCCACCUCGUCCUCGGAACCCACAAAUCAAGCCUCUCCUGUAUGAGUGCCGCUCUAACUCCGACAUUCAAGCUCUAUCGAUUGAUCUUUAUAACUUCGAGGAUGUCGACCUCGACACAGGUAAGUGCCAAUCCAACAGUCUGGCGUCUGGCUUAGCAUCAUACUAAGACAAGUCCAUCAAGUUUGUUGUAGUAUGAUGUUAAUCCAGAUAGUGUUUUCGCGAUUGCCAUACUCCACAACGCAAUUAGCUGCUGAGGAUUACUGCGCGCGGUUCCUCAUGGCGUUGUGUAAUCAACCUCUACAUCAACUUGAGCACGGCUAGUUGUUUUUUUAUUUUUUUAUUUUCUGUGUCUAUUUAACUUAUUUUAUUUUUGGACAUUUUGGUUCUCGGCCGUUGGCUCAGCUCAAGGAGCCACUUGUUUUUCCUUCACAGCUCGCACAGUUUUGAUUAAUUGCCGACGUAGCAAGGAGCAUGAAGGUAGCAAAUGGUACUGUAAUUUUUUUCAUUUGCCUUUCUCGCUGUGGAUUCAACCACGCCUUAGACUCUAGGGAAUAGCUCUAUUGUACGGUACAGGGGGGACGACGACGACGACCACGCAUCAUCUCAUGAUAAUUUAUUUCUCCAAGCAGCAGGAAGUAGCGAGAGCUCUCUUCGCCUGCGUCAUUUGUACAGCACGAUUCUGUCUGCGUCUGUGCUGCGUGCACAAUAAACAGACCGUUUCGGCUUGCCUAUGUUCUUCCUCCUCACACCCAUUUUCGUGAAUCUAUGGCUCUUAGACUC